AUGACGAUGGCUUCUCCACAGCCGCGACAUGAGACGAUCGAUCUCGACGAUUUCAACGAACACGCCAGAGCUCCUCGAAAUGUUCCACAACAAGGCAUUUGGUCGAACCGCAAAAACACAGAAGAUCAUCGAAGGUGGAGCAUCAUCGAACUGGCAGGCGACAACCAUAGUGACUGGCCGAAAUACGCCAAAGUUGAAGAGGCUUGCUCAGCACACCCCUCACCUCUGAAGACCACAGUUUCCUUCAACCAGACAAACUUUCUUCAUCCUCCAACGCCGGACAGAGAAGAUUGUUCUUAUAGUCAUAAGGGCAAUGAUUUCAACGACACGAUAUCUCUUACGUCUAAAUCCCACAAGAAUGGAGACAAAAAGACGAGCCCAUUCGUGUGGUGGACAUUAUGUUUGUGGCUUGUUGGGGUCCUGAUGCUGACGCUAACGGCUGUGUACUCGACCGGAUCGGCAAAGGCUCUGAUGAGACAAAAUUUCUUUGUCGCAUCGCCUAGUAACUCGAUCCUGAUCCUUCGCGUGAUGACUGAGCUUUGCGCUCUUGUCUUGGCUGCCCUUGUGGUUGUGGUUGUGGAAGACUUGCAGUGGGCACUAGCAUCUCGCCCCGGUGGCGUCAGUCUGUUGCACUUUGUAGGACUUGACGCCGGUACGGGAGUAUGGGGAUUGCUUCGACUUUUGGCAACUGCCGAGUGGAGGCAGAAGUACUCCAGUCUGUUCCGUCUGUUGGUUAUCUGCUCCAUUCCUUUGCCGGGUAUCAUUCUCAUGGGUGCUAUUUCCAUCGAACUGGUCACGUUCCCCGAAAAGACAUACAACGUGUCCGCCGGAAUUGCCCCCUUCAACGCCUCUUACAUCUACGAGAUUCGUCAGUCUACGGCCACCGCCUUAUUGGUGCAGAUGGGCAGCCCGGCCUGGUCCGACAGAGAUUCUUUCUCCCUGGAUCCAUUGCACCAGGGCGUAGGAAAGUGCACUGGGAAUGACGGCGGAUGGGCCCCGUGUGACGAAUCACAUCUGCUGACCGGCGGUGUGGUCUCAAUUGCGCCUCAAGCAGACAACCUGACCAGCUACCCGGACUCUGCGGCAUACGUAGUCCCCAAUACUCGAGUCGUUCAAUUAGAGUAUGGGAGAGUACAUGAUCUCGAUGCUCUACGCACAAAUGGAACUUGCUUCCUUAUUGGUGCCGACAGCGCCGCCUCGUACUGGUGUGCCGCUGUUGGCAAACAGAAAGGCCUGCUUUUUGCUGACAACUGUCUCACAGGAUCAGCAUACUGCCCGAUUGCACUUCAACUGACCAGUUCCUGUAUCAACAACACCGCUUGGACAAACCCCUUGGAACUGUCAUCAUCACUAUACGUAUACUCACGUUAUGCCACCGUCACAUAUGACCGCGGAAACUUCUCAAUUCUCGACGUUUCGGAUAUGACACCACCAGAGCAGGACAUCAUCGGUCUCGACGAAUACAUGCUCUCGCUAUCCGCUGUAGUCCCAGGCUUUAACAAGAGUGGCCCAGCUACAAAGGGCGACAACUCAGCACUAGCAAUUUAUGCAGUCACAGCGUUACCGAUCAACGACAGCGAAGUGGCCAAGAAGCAGUCAUUGAGAGCCGUCAGGAAGGCCCUCUCUGUGCCAUUCAGCUACUUUCACGCAAAUUACUUCUCAUCUGGCCCGUCCAUUUGGGAACUCAAGACUCCUCGCGAAGGUCUACCAGAGGACAUGUACUCCACCCUGUCAAUCUCCAUCCUCAGCCAUCAGGUUGUUGCAGGAAUUGUUAGCAGGUGGCUUUUCGUCACAGUAGCCGGCAUAAUACUGUGCAUAUCAUUAGCCAUCAUCAUAGCGACGUCAAGGGUCUGUGUAAAGAGGCCAGAGAGAUGCGGCUAUCCGACGCUGGAUUUUGCCGCCGUGUGUGCUGUAAGAGGAGGAAUACCGUCCAACUCUCCCGAAUGGGGUAAUGCACAAGAGCCGGCCUCUCAUGAGAGAGGUCAUGCGAGUGGUCUGCACAGGAGUCUGACGCAACUCGGGCAAAAGCCACAACCAUUCGGAGUUGCGAAAAAUAUUAAGAACGAAAGGGUAAUAUUAAGUUAA
This is a messenger RNA of Colletotrichum paranaense, 2085 nucleotides long. RefSeq lists its product as uncharacterized. The coding region runs from base 1 to 2085 and encodes 694 amino acids. The record is from RefSeq and is a predicted model, not a curated record. NCBI's taxonomy places the organism in Eukaryota, Fungi, Ascomycota, Sordariomycetes, Glomerellales, Glomerellaceae. The transcript is spliced from 4 exons.